UUUCAAGGUUCAAGAACUCUUCUUUUCACUUUUGGAGACAUGCUGUGGCCCAAUAUUACUGAGGCCCCCUUUUUGCUGACUGGCUUCCCUGGGCUGGAAGCAGCUCAUCACUGGAUAUCCAUUCCCUUCUUUGCCAUCUAUGUAUGCAUCCUUCUUGGCAAUGGCACACUCCUCUACCUUAUCAAGGAUAACCACAGUCUUCAUGAACCCAUGUACUAUUUCCUUGCCAUGUUGGCAGGCACAGACCUUAUGGUAACAAUGACCACAAUGCCUACUGUAAUGGGUGUUUUAUGGGUGAAUUACAGGAAGAUUAGUCAUUCAGGAUGCUUCUUGCAGGCCUACUUUAUUCACUCUCUAUCUGUUGUAGAAUCAGGUUGUCUCCUCGCAAUGGCCUAUGAUCGUUUUAUUGCCAUCCGCAAUCCUUUGAGAUAUACUUCCAUUCUCACCAACACUAAAGUGGUAAAGUUAGGAGUGGUUGUUUUUCUAAGAGGUUUUGUAUCUAUCCUGCCUGUGAUUUUGCGUCUUUUUUCAUUUUCCUAUUGCAAAUCUCAUGUUAUCACUCGUGCUUUCUGCCUUCACCAGGAAGUCAUGAAACUGGCCUGUGCUGAUAUAACUUUCAACAGACUUUACCCUGUAAUACUGAUUUCCUUAACAAUCUUCCUAGACUCUCUAAUUAUCCUCUUCUCCUAUAUUCUAAUUCUUAAAACUGUAAUGAGCAUUGCCUCUGUUGAAGAGAGAGCCAAGGCCCUCAACACCUGUAUUUCCCAUGUCAGUUGUGUCCUCAUCUUCUAUGUCACAGUGCUGGGGUUGACAUUUAUCUACAGAUUUGGGAAGCAUGUGCAUGAAGUUGUCCACAUUGUCAUGAGCUAUAUCUACUUCCUCUUUCCUCCUUUGAUGAAUCCUCUCAUCUAUAGCAUCAAGACUAAGCAAAUCCAACAUGGCAUUGUCCGCCUUUUAUCUAAACACAGGUUUGUUAAUUAAACUAAGAUCUAAAGAAUCAGACACAGGCACAAAGAGUAAGACCGACCGAUGGAAAC
Molecule: messenger RNA, 1037 nt
Organism: Carlito syrichta (Philippine tarsier)
Lineage: Eukaryota; Metazoa; Chordata; Mammalia; Primates; Tarsiidae
Product: olfactory receptor 51B2
Exons: 1
Coding region: 40-981 (313 amino acids)
Biological process (GO): G protein-coupled receptor signaling pathway
Cellular component (GO): membrane
Molecular function (GO): G protein-coupled receptor activity; olfactory receptor activity
Source: RefSeq, a predicted model, not a curated record